AUGGACGGAACUGUGAGGCCAGAACUGGCCUCCGCCAGUGCCUUUCAGUUUGGAGCUGUUGCCACAGAGACGAUCGAAGAUGCUCUACUUCACUUGGCCCAGCAGAAUGAGCAAGCCGUGCAGGAGGCUGCGGGCCGGAUGGGCAGCUUCAGGGAGACCCGCAUCGUGGAGUUUGUUUUUCUCCUGUCUGAGCAAUGGUGUCUGGAGAAAUCCGUGAGCUACCAGGCUGUAGAAAUCCUAGAAAGGUUUAUGGUUAAGCAGGCAGAAAACAUCUGUAGGCAAGCCACAAUCCAACUGAGAGAUACCGAGAAGACGGAGUCUCAGAAUUGGAGGGCUCAAAAAGAGCAGCUUUUCAACAAGUUUAUCCUCCGUCUUGUGUCGUGUGUUCAGCUGGCCAGCAAACUUUCCUUCCACUACAAAAUAAUCAGCAACGUUACAGUCCUGAAUUUCCUCCAGGCUCUAGGAUAUCUAUACACUAAAGAAGAACUGCUGGAGUCAGAGCUUGAUGUUUUGAAGUCUCUGAAUUUCCAAAUCAAUCUGCCUACUCCCCUGGCAUAUGUGGAGAUGCUCCUAGAGGUUUUAGGAUACAAUGGCUGUUUGGUCCCAGCCACACGGCUGCAUGCAACCUGCCUGACCCUGCUCGACCUGGUAUAUCUUCUGCAUGAACCCAUAUAUGAGAGCCUGCUGAGGGCUUCAAUUGAGAACUCCACACCCAGUCAGCUACAAGGGGAAAAGUUUAUUUCAGUGAAAGAAGAUUUCAUGCUGUUGGCAGUAGGAAUCAUUGCAGCAAGUGCUUUCAUCCAAAACCACGAGUGUUGGAGCCAGGUUGUGGGGCAUUUGCAGAGCAUCACUGGCAUUGCCUUGGAGAGUAUUGCAGAGUUCUCUUAUGCAAUCCUGACUCACAGCGUGGGAGCCAACACUCCAGGGCGACAGCCUAUUCCUCCCCACAUGGCAGCCAGAGCUCUGAGGGCUGCUGCUUCCUCUAACACAUGA
Cynocephalus volans (Philippine flying lemur) is the source of this 993-nucleotide messenger RNA. RefSeq names its product cyclin N-terminal domain containing 1 (gene CNTD1). The coding region runs from base 1 to 993 and encodes 330 amino acids. Lineage: Eukaryota; Metazoa; Chordata; Mammalia; Dermoptera; Cynocephalidae. Gene Ontology annotation, biological process: reciprocal meiotic recombination. The transcript has 7 exons. Gene Ontology annotation, cellular component: site of double-strand break. The record is from RefSeq and is a predicted model, not a curated record.